Messenger RNA from Carcharodon carcharias (great white shark), 918 nucleotides. Its product is annotated as apolipoprotein L3-like. The record is from RefSeq and is a predicted model, not a curated record. NCBI's taxonomy places the organism in Eukaryota, Metazoa, Chordata, Chondrichthyes, Lamniformes, Lamnidae. Gene Ontology annotation, molecular function: lipid binding. Gene Ontology annotation, biological process: lipoprotein metabolic process; lipid transport. Gene Ontology annotation, cellular component: membrane; extracellular region. The transcript has 2 exons. The coding region runs from base 1 to 918 and encodes 305 amino acids.
AUGCCAGUCAGUUUGCUUGUUCAGGAUGCUGACUUUGCCAAGGUAGAGCUGAAGGCUGAACUGGAAAAGAGAGCUGAGAAUUGCCAAUUGUUUGCGAAGCAGUUCCCAGCUUGGAGAGACCAGACCCGAGGAUACAUAAAGGAACUGCAAGAGGUUGCGGACAGCAUUGAUGAGUAUCACAGAGGUGCCACCAUUGCAAAUGUCACAGGGGCUUCAGCAGCGGUUGUAGGAGGGGUUCUGUCCAUUACAGGAAUAAUCGCAAGUCCUUUUACAUCAGGUACCUCGUUGGGUCUCAGUGCAUUGGGAGCUGGUAUGAGUGCAAGUGGUGCAACCACCAAUUUUACAGCUGGUAUCACAGAAUCUGUUAAACAAUCAAACAAACAGAAAAGAGUUGAUGAAAUUGUAAAUCAAUACAAUGACAGCUGUAAACAAAUAUCAAAAUAUUUACACGAGAUUUGUGGUACAAUGAAAUCUUGGAGCCAGAAGCUACAUGCAGAAAUCAUGAAGCACAAGUCUAGUGAAGAAAUGUCAGAGUUUCUAAACGCAGCCUGCGGUGCAGCUAAUUGCAGGAAGACAGAUGAAGAAGAUUCAGUUAUAGGAGAGUCAAGUACUCUUCCAGUGUCUAAAACAGCUAGGCAGGUAACAACAGCAAGCCAGAAAACUGAAAUCGUGAACCAGCUGCUUUCUGGAUCGCUUCCCCUGCUAUCUACUUUUGUCAAAGUUAUUUCAGGAAUUCUUUCAGCAAUCUUAAUAGUGACAAAUAUCUUCUCCAUAACAAAGAAUUCCAUAGACCUUAGUAAAGGAAGCAAAACUGAUGUUGCUAAAAUCAUACGUGAUACUGCUAUGAAGAUGGAAGUUGAAUUAAGAGCCUACCAAGACAUUAAUGAAUUUCUGAAACUCAUAUUAAAGAUAGAUUGA